Chaetomium strumarium is the source of this 2785-nucleotide messenger RNA. RefSeq names its product helix-loop-helix DNA-binding domain-containing protein. Lineage: Eukaryota; Fungi; Ascomycota; Sordariomycetes; Sordariales; Chaetomiaceae. The transcript is spliced from 2 exons. Bases 216 to 2315 code for a protein of 699 amino acids. Gene Ontology annotation, molecular function: protein dimerization activity. The record is from RefSeq and is a predicted model, not a curated record.
GGUGCGUCUACUUGUGGAAGUGCGAGCGACGAAUUUCAGAUGAGACAAGCCGGCCCGUGUCCCGACCGAACGAUCUCGGCUUGCUGCAGGUGCUCCGUCUACUGAAUUUACGUUCAACAGUCGGGUUUGCCCCGAUCACCGUGCGCAACAGACGGGAUUGACGUGUUACGGCCCUUUGGAGUCCCGCUGCAUUGCACCUACAGACUCGCGCCGAUAUGGACUCGUCAACUUGGGCCGUCGCCGACCAUUCGGCACAUCCCGCGGCCGAGGAUGACUUCCAGCAGUUCCUAGACAUGAAUGGCAUGGGAAAUCUGGCCGACGGGAUCAACUACAACUUCCAGCACUUCCAAUCCUCAAGCGGUCCCCAAUUGCUACAGUCACAUCCGCGGGAGCAGCUGGACAUUCCUAUGAGCGGCACCGACGCACCAAUUCUCCUGUCGCCAGCAGUGCCCUCGAUGCAGCACCAAAUGCCUGCCAUCAGCAAUGCUGGGUCCUACCAGACCGUUCCCGCAACCAUGAUGCCGCCUCCCACUCCAAGCGAGGCAAUCGUCGACAGUAUCGAUGCCCAGAUCCAAUUCCUCCAGCAGCAGAAGCUGCGGCAUCAGCAAAGACGGAUGGAGGAACAGCAAGUUGCCUUCUUCGCCCGUCAGCAAACCCGCAUGGUCCCUCCAACCCCCCAAAGCCUGGAGAUCCAGCCCCGAGCCAACCAGUACUAUGCCCAGUCCAACGCACCCGAGCAGCAGCAGCAGCAGCAGCAGAGCAUGGAGUAUCGGUACCAGAGGCUAAAGGACCAGUCGGAUAUGUCCUUUACUCCACUGGUCUCGCCCGCGGUUACGCCGCUCGAUACUCACUUUUCGGUUGAUUCGCAGUUUGCCGUAUCCGGUGCCUACUUCAGCCCGUUAACGUCGCCUGCUUUGCAUGCUCAAAAUGAUCCCCUUGCCAUGUUCGACCAGAUCCACAGCGCUGUGUCAACGAGCUCACCUGUGGAGAUGGAACUGGACUCGACGGCCGCUCCUGCAAUGCCGAAUUCAACGCCCGGGGAUCUAGCCAAGAAGACGCGAAAGAAUGCGGCAAAGGCAAGAGCAAAGCCGGGCAUUAAACAGUCACCAAUCUCGAAACCCCUACGCAGAAGGACCGUAACCACCCCGAGCUUGAACGCGCAGGUCCUCAGCGAGCUUGCUGAAAGCGUCGAGCAGAACCAAGAUCCUCACUUACUUCCCACCCCCAUGAUGCAGACAUCAUCCUCAUCCACCACAGCAGUGACGGAUCCGGAGGACUCGGUCUCUCCUGAGUCUCUAAACGAUACGACACCUGUUGAGAUGCCUCCACCCCCGAUUCCUAAGCCGCGGUCUGCAAAGCCGUCCCCUUUCAUCGCCCCGCAGGCGAGUGCGGUUCCAAGCUCUCUUCAAUCCCAGCGACCAUGCCUUGCGUCUCCUGCAACUCCAGCUUCGCUGAUGAAACUAAGUUCACCAAACGCUCGCGGUGCUGGCGCCCGGGCUGGGAGCCACGACGCUGUCGAUACAGAUCACAUCGAGACAUUCGAGCUUCCGGAAUCGGCAAACUUUCCAAACAGGAGCGCAGCACCUACCAGCGAGCCUACGCCAACACAGCCCUCGCACGACACCGGUUCCGCCAGGACUCCUUCACUCGUACCUCCCCCUUCGCCGUCCGUUGUGAGGCCGGCCGGCACAUCCUCAGCGACCCAGAGCCCGCAGCUGCUUGCCGGGUCUGGGCUCAGCGCAAGGAAAACGCCCCAGCUCCUGCCAAGAGGGAGCAAAAAGCGAGGGAGUGUUAGCUCGAUUCCCGUCUCGCCAGCCCUGAGACCCAAGAUAUCACCAAACAUCAAGCCCCUGCUGCCCGGCGGGCCGGACGUUGAAGAGGCAGCCUCGCAUCUUCUCGCCACGAAGUCAAACUACCAGCGCAUUCUCGAGGGCAAUACGGUGCCUGGCGUCUCGUAUCCGAGCGAGCUGUCGACCAACCUUACCUCCAAACGCACAUCACACAAAAUUGCCGAGCAGGGUCGCCGGAACCGGAUCAACUCGGCUCUCCAGGAGAUCGCCACGCUGCUGCCCCGGCCGCCAAAAGACAGCGAGGGCGAGGUUAGCGACAGUAAAGACGGCAAGAAGGACAAGAGCGGGGGUGUGCCCAACAGCAAGGCGAGUACGGUUGAGAUGGCGAUCGAGUACAUCAAGCAGCUGCAAAAGGAGGUGGCCGAGGCGAAUCGGCGGGCCGAGGAGGCCGAGAAAAGGCUAGAGCUAAAGGUCGACAGCAAGAUGGCGGACGGUGAGGAGUCUGGGGGUAAGGAUGGGGAGUGAUUUUGGGAUGGAGUGCGAGGAGAACCUCCAAGAAGGGUUGCAUCGUGGGAACGGAAAAGUACAUUCUUACAUUAUGGCGUUGUCGGAUAUACGAGGCUUUUGAGAGCCCGCGAGGGCGGAGGCAGCCCUGCUGCGAUGACCGAGUGAGUUCCGUAAUAUCUUUCUACAGUACCUACUAGUACCUACCAACCUGUAACCACACGGAAGGCAAUCGACUCUAUAGGCUGCGGCGGGAUCUUAAAGAGGGCCAAGCGCGGGAAUCUCGCAUGAGAUCGAUGUGAGGUACCUACUAUGUAGGAGUGCAAGAGUAGGAAAUACCCGAGGGCCAAUAAUGGGAAGAUGACGUUCAGAAUCAUCUUCACUCCCAACCGCACUAUUGCUGUAAUCACUGGACAUACCUAGAUAACAGUAGGUUGUAGUGAUAACUUGCACAAUACUAUCAGGGGGGUUGGGUGCCUCCACUCCCGGGC